AUGGCAUACAACAGGCAAGCUCAGUACUUUUUUGCUCUUUCUGAUUUACAUCAAAACACAAGACAUAAUUUCGGGUGACAGAGAGUGGCUGGAGUCAUCAUUGGAAAAACUGAUGUCAAAAGCCAUCCAGACAGGAAAAGUAUUGGUUUUGACCAAUUCACUUUUGGCUUCACAAUCAAGGACUCGCCAGACUAUUUCAUUAAUGUCUCCUCGUGGGGCAAUGAUGAAUACAUCAAUGGGCUGUCUAACACUUUCAGCAUAGGAGACUGUGUUAUUAUAGAAAAUCCUUUAGUUGCUACCAAAGAUCCUGAGAAAGAGGACAGAUUCUGCCCCUCAACUUCCAGCUUCUACAGGUUGCUGGUAAGUGAAGCUCACUCCCAGCUAUCAAUAUGCUCUGACAUAGAAAUGACAAACAGGCUGCUGCCUCUGCUCCACCUGCCUGUGAAGAACUCCAGGGACUUCUACUCUCUGGGAGACAUCGUGGCCAACGGACAGAGCCUGGAUGGGAAUGUCAUUGACAUACUUGCUGCUGUUCAGUCGAUUGCAGAGCCAAAGUAUUUCACCCCAGCCGAUGGACACAAAGGGCAGAGUCUGGAAGUUACUUUUGAUGAUUCUGUCACAUCCUUUCCCUUAGUAUGCUGGGACAGAGAGGUGAUUCAGCUAGUUUAGACUAAUACCAACAGAAACAGGUUGGUAUACACCGUUACAGCCAGGAUUGGUUUAGACAGCUUCCGGAACUGCAUGACAGCUACAGUCAAUUCUAAAGCCAUAAUCACUGUCAACCCGGACACGAAGGAAGCCAGCCUUCUGUUCAGCUAUGCCAACGAGGUCUCUGAAUCUUUGGAUGAGGAUGACAGGCCUGAAAAGUAUGACUAUGUUGGCAAACUUCUGAAACCUGGAGAGGAACCCACCGAGUACACUGAGGUGGUCAAGGACAAAAAGGACUGA
Messenger RNA from Salvelinus fontinalis (brook trout), 948 nucleotides. RefSeq names its product meiosis specific with OB-fold (gene meiob). Gene Ontology annotation, molecular function: single-stranded DNA 3'-5' DNA exonuclease activity; single-stranded DNA binding. The record is from RefSeq and is a predicted model, not a curated record. NCBI's taxonomy places the organism in Eukaryota, Metazoa, Chordata, Actinopteri, Salmoniformes, Salmonidae. Gene Ontology annotation, biological process: resolution of meiotic recombination intermediates.